Leopardus geoffroyi (Geoffroy's cat) is the source of this 1011-nucleotide messenger RNA. Its product is annotated as myosin IC heavy chain-like. The record is from RefSeq and is a predicted model, not a curated record. The transcript has 3 exons. NCBI's taxonomy places the organism in Eukaryota, Metazoa, Chordata, Mammalia, Carnivora, Felidae. The coding region runs from base 1 to 708 and encodes 235 amino acids.
AUGGUUCCAUCGAAGACAGCACAGAACCGGGCCAGGCGGCCGCCAGAAGGAAGGAAGAGUCGCCAGGUAAGCCCGGCGCCCGCUCUCGGCCCCGCGUGGCGCUCCCCGCCAGGCUGUCAGCGCGCGGGACGGACCCCACACCGCCCGGGGAGCGCGGGGAGCGCGGGCGCUCGGGCCGGGCCGGGAGGGGGUGCGCGCGGCCGGCCCGGCCCAGCCCCCGGCUCCGAAAACCUGUGCGGGGCACCCCGAGAGAAGGCGGGAGGUGGGCCGGGCGGGCCGAACCGCCCGCGCCUCCUCCUGCCCCGCGGCCCCGGCGUCUCGCGGGCACCGACCUGCCAGCCGUCUCUCCCGGACGUUCUUCCACAGCAGAUCCCAGGCUCUGGCCGUGGAGUCCCGCAACUGCUCGCUGAUGGACCGCCUGAGCUGCGUUGGGAAGGGCUUCCGUUUGCUGGUCAUUUUAGAUCCGUCCUCAUAACGACCAGCGAGCGGGCUCGCCACCGCCACUCCCGCGUGGCCCGCAACUCAGACUCCCGGAGACCCGAGACGCCCGGCGCGGGACUCCCGCUGGGGUCCCGGGACCCGCCGCGGGCGCGACAUGGGUCCGCCGCUGUCCCGCGCUGGGGGCUCCUCCGCGCGCGCGGGCCGAGAUGCGCCGCCCGCCCCGAGCCGAGCAAGUUUCAGAAGCCACCACCAUCACCACCACCGUAACACAAAUUUUAAACUAUGCCACAGCUGGUGCCAUUAUAACUCAUCAGAGUUUUCCUGAACUCAAGUCACUUGACGUCAGCUAUUCAGUUUGGCUAACAUUCUUCUGGAGUUGGAUACGGGUGUUCUCGGGUUUUAUGUUAAUCUCUCCUCAUUUCAUCAAUGAAAUGAUUAUCUGGCUGCAACCAGCAAUCAAAUUAAGUGAUUUAAAAAGUCAAGGGGCGCCUGGGUGGCUCAGCCGGUUGAGGGUCCGACUUCAGCUCAGGUCAUGAUCUCGCGGUUGGUGGGUUCAAGCCCCGCGUUGGG